GAAAUCUCUGAGUUUCCUCGCCACAUGGUUCAAGCGGGAGUCCAAGAAAGUUAAAACAAACAUCGAAAAGUUGUGAAAGAAGAAGAGAAAUGCAGGGAACAGCUUCAAAAUCUCCGUUGAAUUACUACGAGGAGAAUGAUGGUGGAGAACAAAAAGAAACAGGAACGAAACUCAAGGAAAAAGAAGUUGGUAACGAGAUUGAUGAGAUAAGUGAUCGGUUUCAGCGCACGAAGCGUGAAACAAGUAAAAGAGAGCUCUCCUGGGCAAAGCAUGGUCUGUGGAGGCAAGAGCAGAAGAGCAGAGCAGCUAAGCUAGAGAAACAGCUCAAAGCACGAAGGGAACUUGAGGUGCUAAUUGAGGAACAACUGAACAGGUUUCAUGCGCAUUACAACCAUGCCAUGGCCCCAAGUUAUCUCGAGGAUGUGUCACAACUCCUCAUGCCACAAUGUGUAGCUCCCCAAGAGCUGGCCAUCAUUUCCUGGCUUGGUGAUUGGAGACCAUCUGCCAUUCUGGAACUCCUGCAUGGCCUGGCUCUUUCAUCUUUCUUAUCAGACUCAAUUGAUAUGGAACAUGUCCUAUCUCAGAUUGUCCAUGAGAUACGUAUUGAGGAGGCAGUAAUUGAUGAGGAAAUGGCUGAGAUUCAAGCUACAUGUGUUCUCCACCUUCCCUUUGCCCCAGUGAAAAGCAGUAAGUCAGGUGGUUCUGCCUUGCCUGAUAUUCGAGUUGAGUUCAAGAAGAUUGCUCGGGUUGUCACCAAGGCUCAAAAGCUCAGGUUCAAAGCAUUAGAGCUGGUGGUGAAGAAGGUGCUGAACCAAACUGAUGCAGCAAAGUUCCUGGUGACCUUAUCAGGAAUUCAAGAUGCUAUCCACCAGUUUGCAGAGCACCAGAGGUUGCGAAAGGGGCCAGUUACUCUGUCUGUCAAGCCUCCGGAUGUAGUUGAGACUUCAAAGCAGCUAAAGAUUCGCUUAGAAGACAGAAUCAGUUUUUGGGAGAAGACUAUCCUGAGCUCAGAACAAGAGAGGAGUGGCCAAGGAAUUCAAGAUGCUAUCUACCAGUUCGAAAAGCAACAGGGGUUGCGAACGGGGCCAAUUACUCUGUCUGUCAAGUCUCAGGAUGUAGGUGAGACUUCAAAGCAGCCAAAUAUCCAUUAGAAGACAGAAACGGCUUCUGGGGGAAGACUACCUGGGCUUAGAACAAGAGAGAAGUGGCCGUGAGCAAUGAAUGCCUUUGGAAACUGACUAUGUUUAACAUCACACUCUUUGUUGUAUCUAAAGCAAUAUGGCAUUAUAGGUUCCGUUUGCUACAAUUGUAUAAAAAUCUUCUUCUUUUUUUCUUGUCUUGGUUGGACAACAUUGUCUUUCCUUAGAACAUGUGAGGAAUUUAAUUACACAUUUACA
This is a messenger RNA of Theobroma cacao (cacao), 1397 nucleotides long. Its product is annotated as seed dormancy control protein. The record is from RefSeq and is a predicted model, not a curated record. Gene Ontology annotation, molecular function: sequence-specific DNA binding. Gene Ontology annotation, biological process: DNA-templated transcription. NCBI's taxonomy places the organism in Eukaryota, Viridiplantae, Streptophyta, Magnoliopsida, Malvales, Malvaceae.